CAUCUCCGUGCCCAGCGCCAUGAAUGGAUGGGCAGUCAGUCUGUCAUGUCAUGUGUCUUCUGCCUCUUCUGUUUUUUUCUUUCUUCUCUCCAUUUCUGCGUGAAUCUCAGGCAGAUAGGCCUCCAUCAAAAAACAAAGAUCGGUCUUCCCUCCCACUUCCCGUAUCUAAUACUUUCGUCUCCGCCGCUCCGGCGAGUCGCAUAAUCCUUCAGAAACUUCAGGUAAUCAGUCAGAACCCCCGAAAAGGGAAACAGGAGGUUGAAAUUCUUCUUCUUCUUCUUCUUCAAUUAAAGAUCAUUUCCCGGCAAUUCAAUUUAGCAACCUCCGAUUUCUUUGGGAUCCAGCUCACACCGCGUCCUUCGUUUUUUUUUUUUUUAUUCGGCUGGGAGCUCGCUCAGGCUUUCUGAAUCGGGGAUGUCGAGUGGAAAUGCAGACAAGGAAAUGAUGGAGCACGAGGGUGCUCAACUCGAUCAACACGCUGAGAACAAAGGAUUGGAUGAGAGCGGAGAUCACAAAGUUUCCGACGGAAACGCCGAUAACAACCCUUCUCCCUCGCCGGAGCAGGAGGAGCAAAUAAUUCGGAGCAAGUAUGGAGGGAUUUUGCCCAAGAAGAAGCCAUUGAUAUCCAAGGAUCACGAGCGUGCUUUCUUUGACUCUGCGGAUUGGGCAUUGGGAAAGCAAGGAGCACAAAAGCCUAAAGGACCUCUUGAAGCUCUCCGCCCCAAAUUGCAGCCGAAUCGACAACAGCAAUCGAGAGCCAGGCGAUCAGCUUAUGCUCGUGGCGAAGGUGGAAUGGCACCUGAUGAUCAGACUUGCCCUACCGAUGACGAACCUGGCCAAUCGAGCGAAUCAGCAACAGCUGAGGAGCAGAGUGAGCAAUCCCAAGUUCAAUAGGCUGCCUCCCCUCAUUCAUGCGAGGUUGAUUUUUGCUGCUGUUCAUUCAAUAUGCACUAUGGGUUUGGGAGUUGAACAUGAACUAGACAUGGGUGGAUUUUCUGAAUAACCAGGAGUUGAGAUGUGUUUUUACCCCUUGCUGCUGCGUCUGUUUUCUACUAUUUAGGGAUGUGAUUCAUUCAAGACUCUGUAGAAGUGCUUGGGGAGGAUUGAAUCGAACCAGAGCGAGCGAAGUCCAAGUUAUGUUUUUGCAUUAAUCUACUCUUUGUUUUCUUUAGUUAAGACUUUGAAUAUUAAUUGCACUAGUCCACCAUUCGAAGAGAGACGAUCUGGUUCUAUGAAAGUCGAAUUUAUUGCCUGGAUCAUCAAACUACCUACGUGAUUAAGCUAUAAGACUGUUUCAAUUAAAUGGAGUUAUGGAC
Linum trigynum is the source of this 1316-nucleotide messenger RNA. The record is from the annotation of a GenBank genome assembly. Lineage: Eukaryota; Viridiplantae; Streptophyta; Magnoliopsida; Malpighiales; Linaceae.